Haemonchus placei is the source of this 1083-nucleotide messenger RNA. Lineage: Eukaryota; Metazoa; Nematoda; Chromadorea; Rhabditida; Trichostrongylidae. The record is from the annotation of a GenBank genome assembly.
AUGGUACGAAGCGCAUGGUUGACCCAGAUGGGUACUGACCUAGCAUUGGAGUUCCAACCAUGCGUGGGGGGAACGGCAUCUGGACCAUUUGGUGUAGCUAUAAUAUAUGUAUACUUCCUGAUUGGAGUCAUAGCAAAUCGUCUACUUGUUUCACCGCUGACUAAAUGGACAGCCAGAGUAGAGAGAGCGGAAGGUGACUUCAGAUACAAACAUGUCUCUGUGAGAAACAACGCAGAAGAGUCUGCUUUCUAUAGCGCAUCAGAAUUCGACAAGCACGAAAGUGAUCGAUUCUUUGUUUUUUUGCUGAAACGACAACUGGGUGCUACUUUAUGGAAAUAUCCAGCACAAUGUAAUGACGCUCUAUUACUUCUACAAAACUUUUUCGACUACUAUGGUGCCAUUAUCAGUUAUGUUAUUCAAUUGUUUCCAAUAUUCAUUUUUCACACUUAUGAUAAUAUGGAUGCCGCCGUACUUGGUAAACAAAUCAGUAACAAUGCGUUCUACUUUAUUUACUUGAUCAACAGUUUUACUCGACUAACGGAUUUAGCUAUGAACAUUGGAGAGAUGGCAGGUUAUUCUCAAAGGAUAGCAGAACUAGUUCGCCAAAUGAAAAGUUAUCACGACGAUGGGAAAAGCUUCUGGGGUUAUGGCGAAGGCGUGGAUUCAUCGGAUCUUUUGGUGGCUCAGAACCUAUCAUUCUCUUUACCUUCUGAUCCUAAUAGCGUAGUUGCUGCAGAUCUGAAUCUUCGACUUCCCCAAGAGAAGACUCUUCUGAUUACUGGAAAUAGUGGUGUUGGAAAGUCGUCACUGUUAAGAGUCGUGAAGAACUUAUGGGAGCCAUGCUCUGGAACGAUAAUCAGAAAUUUCACUCAAACAAAUGCAAUGUUCCUACCACAACGACCAUAUUUCCCACCUGGAUCAUUGUCUAUACGGCAACAGAUUGUAUUUCCAAGAAAUGAAAGUGACAUGCCAUGCCUCGAUCAGGAAAACGAUAGGAUUAUGAAAAUUCUACAGUCGCUCGACCUAAUAAAGCUGGUUUCGAUGAGCGGUGGUUUGACCGAUUCUGCCGAUUUCGAAUGGUAG